Molecule: messenger RNA, 1437 nt
Organism: Pyrus x bretschneideri (Chinese white pear)
Lineage: Eukaryota; Viridiplantae; Streptophyta; Magnoliopsida; Rosales; Rosaceae
Product: heavy metal-associated isoprenylated plant protein 23
Exons: 2
Coding region: 646-1107 (153 amino acids)
Molecular function (GO): metal ion binding
Source: RefSeq, a predicted model, not a curated record
CCCCGCCGUAGUUUCCCAUUGUGAUUCUAUCAAAUCUAAGAUACAUUGAGUCCCUUGUCUUAAUAGUAAAUUUAUGAUGUUGUUUUACCUGUUAUUACCACCUGAAAGGUGCUUUAUAAAGAGGAAAAUGUCUUCAACUUGUGCAUGCAUAUGUCAUUUCUUCCACAUAAAGAAUAAUGAAUUCUCUAUUCAAGAAUGAAGAUGUGAAGAACCUGCACAUCAAAUUUUUAAUUCAAUCAAUUCAACCUCCAGAAACAGAAAAUUAUUGUUUCCUGCUGUUUGGGGUGACCCGCGACUUUCCUCUGUUUGAAUUUGAAUAAUUUUUUUAUUUGUUUUGUUUUGGUUUUUGUUUCUUUUUUUGUUUUUUGUUUUUAAGAAAGAAAAAAGAAAAGGCUGUAUAAGAAGGAAGUAGGGGCUGCGUGAAAGAAAGCUGUCAUAGGAAGUAAAAGAGAGACUUUGAGUGCUGUACGGCAAGGAAAGAAUCCAUUUAAUAAAAUUGUUCAGCAGUAGCAACAGCAAGGAAGGGAAGCUCCUUCCUUCCUUGCAGUUUCUCAAGGGACCUAAACUCUCCAUAUAAAUUGCUCAUCAAGGGUUUGUUGAAAGGCAUCAACUGAGAACUUUUGACCUUUAAAAAAGCUGCAAAAAAUGGGAGUCGGAGGAACAUUGGAGUACUUGUCUGAUCUGGUGAACAACAGUGGCCACAAACACAAAAAGAAGAAGCAAUUACAGACAGUGGAGCUCAAAAUCAGGAUGGACUGUGAUGGCUGUGAGCUUAAGGUCAAGAAUGCUCUCUCUUCCUUAACUGGAGUUAAAUCUGUGGAGAUAAACAGGAAGCAACAGAAGGUGAGUGUGACUGGGUAUGUUGAACCAAACAAAGUGCUGAAGAAGGCAAAGUCAACAGGGAAGAGGGCAGAGAUAUGGCCUUAUGUGCCCUACAACUUAGUGGCCCAGCCCUACAUUGCUCAGGCUUAUGACAAGAAGGCACCUCCUGGUUAUGUCAGAAAUGUGGACAACAAUCCCUCCUCCACUGGGACUGCCACAAAAUAUGAAGACCCUUACACCACCAUGUUCAGUGAUGACAACCCUAAUGCCUGCUCUAUCAUGUAGUACCAUAACUUGCAAGCAUCUUCUCGUGAUCAGUUAACUAGUCUCCUAGCUAGCUAGCUUCCAAGUCUCCCCUCUUCUUUUUUUCAAUGUUGUAUUUUUUUGUUUUUGUUUUCCUUUUGUAUGGGAAUUAUGAGGAAUUAGAGGGGGGUUUUGAUUUCGUGCUGCCAUCUUUCGUACUCAAAAAUGGUCUUAUAGUUCAAAUGGUUAAGAACAUUUCCUUAGUCUCCGAGCCACGUAUGUUAAAUUUUGCUCACCUCUAGUAUUGCUCAUAUAAAAAUUAAACAAAAAAAGGAGGUCUUUUAUCAAUACAAUGUGGUUUUUUUGGUCAAA